UGAACUCUUGCGCAACAGGCCGCAAGGGGCUAUAAACGCCCGCACCUGUUCAAUUAAAAAAUAAAUUUAUAACAAAAAAGAUGUAUCAACGAAGACUAUACAUAAUCAUCGCAGUAUUAGCAUGUUUUCUACAAGCACAAGGAGCAGACAAAUAUACAGAUGAAAAUAGGCCUUACGAGUUUGGUUUCAACAUUGAGGGUGAACAACACAGACAUGAGAAAAAAGAUGAGAGAGGACUAAUUAUGGGAGAAUUCGGAUUCAUUACCGCUGACGGCGUGUAUCACGUAACAGUAUACGCUACUGAUGAAAAUGGCGGAUUCAAAAUAUUAUCAAUGAAGAACAUCCGUGUGAAACCAUAUCCCGGUACAGAAAGCAAUGAAAGGCAAGGCCACUCACUUCAGUUCCCAGCCUCAUCAUCAGGACCUCCACAACAAAGUUCAAAUACUCCAAAUAUACCAAGCCCAGUUGCACCUGCUCCAGUGAAAUCAUGCUCACAUUGCAGUAUUCCAACUACCACUACUAUAAGACCCCCGCUGACUAAUUUAGCACCAGUGAAUCCAAAUUUAGGACAAGUUUCAGGUAAUCCAUAUCAACUUAAUGGAAAUCAACAAUCAGAGGGCCCCGGUUACAAUCAAUAUCCACAAGGUAAUGGAAAUCAACUAUCUGGGGACCCAGGUUACAAUCAAUAUCCACAAGGUAAUGGAAAUCAGCAAACAGGAAAUCCAAAUUAUCCACAAACAAAUGAUAUAAUUGGAUCACCAAAUUAUCCCGGACAAUCGCAACAAAAUGGACAGUUUCCAGGACAAUAUACAAAUGGACCUUCGGGAGACCGUAAUCCUAAACAAUACAAUAUUAAUCAGCAAAAUAUAGAAUCACCCUUAGGGCCCAAUAAACCUACCCUUUUAUCAGUUAAUAUGCAAGUAGUACCUGGUGACACCGAUAUCCACCAUAGAGGGCCUAAUGAAAAAGAAGGACUACCAAACGGUUUGACUAAAAAUGAUAUGAAGCUUCUGUUAUACACUUUUAAUUAUACUGUCGGUUUCCAUGGCCAUUUUGAAGAAGGAUACACAAAUGGUGCUAAACAAGGGUAUUAUUAUGUUACGGGAAGGAAUGGAGUGAGAACCCGAAUAGAUUACGUUGCAGAUGAAAAUGGCUUCCGUCCAAAAAUUUCACAAGAAGUACUAGAUUUGAUAUCCGAAGAGGUACCAAAACCUGAAACGGAAAAAGAUGAGAAAUAUGGCCUGAAAGGUUAUGAAUUUAAAUGGCUUUAUUACCCAAUUGAUUCAACGUCUCGAUAGUGCCUAAUUAAACAUGUAUAGUUGAAAUAUUUGUAAAUUACUUUAAGUGCCUAGUAUUUUAGACAUAGUGGCUAAACAUUGUAAGAGUUCAAUUUAUAGCUUUACUCAAUUAGAUAAGUACAUAAACACUGCCUAAUA
This is a messenger RNA of Achroia grisella, 1436 nucleotides long. RefSeq names its product protein lethal(3)malignant blood neoplasm 1-like (gene l(3)mbn). The transcript is spliced from 4 exons. The coding region runs from base 81 to 1298 and encodes 405 amino acids. Gene Ontology annotation, cellular component: chitin-based extracellular matrix. Gene Ontology annotation, molecular function: structural constituent of chitin-based larval cuticle. NCBI's taxonomy places the organism in Eukaryota, Metazoa, Arthropoda, Insecta, Lepidoptera, Pyralidae. The record is from RefSeq and is a predicted model, not a curated record.